AAAUUUUUUGUUAAGUUUUUUUCGUGAAUAAAAACUCACCUUUUCAGAACGGCCACUUUUUGCACUCUUAUCUUUUUUAUCAUUAUUUUCGUUUACUAUAAGUAUAACAUUGUCUUUGAUUUUUUUGAAUAAAUAUUUUUUAUUUUUAAUUUUGUUUCUUUACGAAAAAAUAUUUUUAUUUUUUAUACAUAAAUAUUUUUUAUUUUUUUUUAAUAUUAAAAUUUAUGAUUUAAGAGAAUUAAUGAGUUCAUCACCAACAAAAUCUAAUUCUAACAGUAUUUUUUAUUUUCCCGCAUUUAUUGAUACAAAUAACAAUCAGGAGAAUAAUUAUGAGCAAAAUGGUGGAUUUUUGGGUAUUUUAUCAAAUCUUUUUCGACCAUCAAAAUCUUCAUCUACAACAGAAACUGUAUUUUCUGAAGGUGUUUGCAUUACAAAAGCUGAGGAGAAGGAUGUAGUUUUUGAAGAUUCUGUUGAGGAAACUUUUAAUGAACAACAACCUUCAACUAGCAACGCUCCGUCAAAUUUUUUUAAUUCAAGAAAAAAUGAAUUGAGAAGAUAUUGGAUGCCAGACUCUUCAGGAAAUGAAUGUUAUGAGUGUCGUGAACGAUUCAAUACUUUCCGAAGGAAGCACCACUGCCGCCUUUGUGGCCAAAUAUUUUGUAAAAAUUGUACAAGUCAUCAAUUAAAUGGAAUUGAUUUUGGUUGUUAUGGUAUUGUAAGGCUUUGUAAUUUUUGUGCAAAUCAUAUCGAUACAAAAAAUGGUUGUGGGACACGUGGAAAAUUAAAGCUAUUUCCUCCAUCAAUUCACAAUUCAAUUGAUGGUUCCAGUGACCGAAUAUUUACUUUACAGCAAUCAAAAUUGAAGACUUCUCCAAAUGGAUUUUUACAUCCUUCUACUUCUAAUGACUUUCAAUUAAAUUCUGAAUUGCCUUGUUCUCCUUCAAAUUCUAUUAAAAAUGUGGAUACUCAAACUGAACGACAAUUGAUUGAAAUGUUUGAUAAUAAAUUAAAUAAACUUUUGGAUACACUCCUUAUUAGAGAACAACUUGGACAUUCAAUGUGGAAGGAUUUGUUGUGGAAAUUAAGUAAAUUAGUAGCUGAUAAAAUUUUCCCUGUAGCUCUCAAUAAUGCUUCAAACAAUUUUCCUUUGGAAUUUUUGCAUAUCAAAAAAUUGCAUAUUGACUCCGAUCCGGACUAUGAGAUAAUUGAUGGAAUUGCUUUCACAAAAAGUCUUGCCCAUACAUCAAUGCCUACUUCAAUGGAAAAAAUUUCUUUAAUUUUGUUAAAUGGAAUGAUUUCUUAUGAACGGGUUUUAGAAAAAUUUUCUUCAAUAGAGUCAUUAAUGCAACAAGAAGAAAAAUUUCUUCAUCUUCAAUGUGAUAGAAUAAUGUCUGUAGAUGUUAAUAUGUUAAUUACUGAAAAUGCUAUUCCUGUGGCUGUUUUAGAUUUAUUAACGAAAAAAGGAAUUUCUGUAUUGGCAAAUGUUAAGAGAUCAGUAUUAAAUAGAAUAUCUCGUGCAACAUCAACAAGUAUUUUAAAUUCAAUAGAUGCCCAACUAUUACAACCUAGAGUUGGUAUUGUUAGUAAAUUUCGUCAAUUAGAAUUUAAUACUUGUACAUUUGACCGAAAACAUUUUAUUUUACUAGAAGAUUCUGAGGGAGGAGAAGGAAAUAAAUUUGGAAUAACAAUUUUAUUAAAAAGUAGAGAUUUGUAUGAAUUGAAAGCUGCAAAAAGAAUUUUACGUUUUUUAGUUCUUUCAAGAUAUUCUUCAAAAUUGGAAAUUGCUUUUCUUUCUUUAUUUAAUAGUUUACCUAAAGAAAUGAGUAAUGAUAAGGAAGCUGCAAGUUCUUUUCAUUGUCAUAUUUGUGAAUUAAAUCAAAGAAGUACUUUGAAGAAUUUGGAUGAAAAUGAAGAAUCUUCUGAAAAAGAAAAUUUUCUUGAAUACUUUUCCCAAAUUGAAUUAACAAAUUCACCAGCUAUACAUUUUCCUCCUCCUUCAAUAUUAAAUCAAUUAAAAACAACAAAUAUUAAUUUAUUAAAUAAACAAUUAAUGCCUGAAUAUUUUAUUAAAUUAAAAGAAAUGCAAAAAGAAUAUAAUCAAAUAAUUGAAAAUUUAAGAAUUGAAGAGAAAAAAUUAAAAGAAGAAAAUUUUACAAAAUUUUCGCAUUCAUUCUUUCAAUCUAAAACAACACAAAAACCUUGGGAAUUAUUAAAUCAAAGGGCCGUUAAAAGUUUUAGACUUGGUUCAGCUUUACAUUUUAGAAGGAGAGCUGAAAAGAAUUUUGAGAUUAAAGAGGAAAGGGAAUCAAAAUCAGCUUCUUUACUUUUUGAAAUGGAAGAAGAAGAAAUUCGUGUUAGAUCAGAAACUAAUUUACUUAGUCCUUAUAGUCAUCAAGGAUUGGCUUUUCUUUUUUGUGCAAACUCCAAAAAAUCAAAAAAUACUCAAGAAUUCUGUAUGGGACCUUAUGUCUUAAAUAAAACAUUCUAUGAUCGUGAAAAUGACACAAGUUUGGGGAAAUUUUUGCUCAACUAUUGCUUCGAUGCUGAUUAUCGUUGUAAAAGCUGUGAUCGUUUAAUGUUUGAACAUUUAAGAAGAAUAGUUCAUCGAAAUACUCGACUAGAAAUAACUACAAGAAAUGUAUCUGUUAGUCGAAGUACUGCUGCAGCCUUAAUUGCUCCAGUAAUUCCCAAUCCUUUUGGAAGUGGGGCAAAUCUUUGUAAUGGGGCAAAUGAAGGAGAAUUGAGUGAAAGUAAUUUUUCGUUAGAAGAUUUACCUUCAACAAUACCUAAUAAUAAUUGUAAACAAAUUAUUUGUUGGUUACGUUGUAAUAGUUGUUCUGCAAAUUCUUCUAUUAUACCAAUGCCAAAUACAAUUUUCCAUUUAAGUUUUGCCAAAUUUGUUGAUUAUUUAGCGAAUGGCAAACAUUGGAUCUCUCCAUUUUCUUCUUCUGUUGAUUUACAUCAAUGUCUUCAUUGUACUUUUCAUUCACACAGUCAUUUCUUUGCUUUUGGAAAUCUUGUUAGCUGCUUUAGAACUUCACCAAUUUAUCCAUUGAAUGUUUAUUUUAGCCAAUUAUUUUCUUUAAAAAUUGAAAAUGAAAUGGAUAAUUUACAAAAUAUUUGUCCGAAAAUUAGAGAAGUUUUGGAUGGAAAAGGUACUCCAAUGCCUGAUAUUGGUGCAAUUAUAGCUAUUUCUUUACUUUCUGAUGAAUAUUUAACAAUUAUUAAUUCAUCUUCCCAAAAAGAUUUUAUAGAAGUCCCAAUUUCUGAUCAAAAAAUGCAAUGUAAUGUAAAGAUUUAUUUUGCUAAUGAUUUUUCUAAAUUUCGUUCAAAUUUUCUUUCCAGCAGCGAAAAAGAUUAUGUUAAUUCACUUUCAACGUCCUCUCCGUGGUAUCCUCAAGGCGGAAAAAGUGGUAAGAUUUAA
Meloidogyne enterolobii is the source of this 3424-nucleotide messenger RNA. The record is from the annotation of a GenBank genome assembly. NCBI's taxonomy places the organism in Eukaryota, Metazoa, Nematoda, Chromadorea, Rhabditida, Meloidogynidae.